CGGAGACAGACACAGUGAGAGAGAGAUACGGAGUCCAACACACUGAGAGAGAGAUACGGAGACCAACACAGAGAGAGAGGGAGGGAGUGAGAUAGAUUUGGAGACGGAGAAAGAGGUGGUUGAAAGUGAGGUAGUGUGUUUUGAUUGGAGAUAUGGAGCGUCUAGGUGUGUGUGUUUCUAAACCAGGAACCAGUGGUCUCCUAAAGGCUGCACUGGCUGUAUGUGUGUGUCUCUGCAUCGCUCUUCUGCUUGCUGUCAUACUGGUUUCCCAGAGAGGCAAUCAGGAUGUCUUCUGCUUAACUCCAGAAUGUAUUGAAGCAGCUGGUUCUAUCCUCGGUAAGAUGGACCGGGCUGUGUCUCCCUGUGACGACUUCUAUGGGUUCUCCUGUGGUGGCUGGCUGAGAGACAACCCUAUUCCUGAAGACUCCUCUUCAUAUGGCAUCUACCCCUGGUUACGCCAACACGUUGAUAUCACACUCAAAGAGUUGCUGGAGACUCCAUCAGACUCAGAUGAGAUAGAAGCUGUCAGGAAGGUCAAGGUCUUCUACCGCUCCUGUAUGGACGAAGCUAUAUUGGAGAAAGUGGACAGUGGUCCUCUGUUGAAGCUUUUACAGCAGCCUGAGUUCCACUGGCCCGUCCUGGGGGAGGGGCUUGAGGGGAAGUGGCUCUGGUCGCCAGGACGAUGGGACCUGCUGCAGACAUUGGCUCAGAUUAGGAACCAACACAGCAAGAGUGUUCUGAUUCGCUUAUACAUCGCCCCCGACGACAAGAACUCAACCAACUACAUCAUUAAGUUGGACCAAGCGUCUCUGUCUCUCUCCUCCAGAGAUGAUUACAUCACCAACACCACCAGCGCUCAGGCAUAUCGUAGUGCUCUUCUAAACCUCAUGGUGGACGUAGCAGUGAUGUUAGGAGCUCCACUGGAAGCAGCUGAGAUUCAGAUGAGAGAAGCACUGGCCUUUGAGACCAAACUGGCCCAGAUUGUGAUUCCAUUCGAGAACCGGACCAGUGAGAACAUGUACAACAGAUACACCAUCUCCCGUCUCCACCGCUCCAUACCACAGUUUGACUGGUUGUCAUUUGUGAAGUCAGUAGUAGAGUCAACAGGAGAAGGUGGGUCUGUCUACUCCUCUGAGCCAGUGAUCGUCCGCGUCCCUACCUACUUCAAACAGCUGUUUAAACUAAUCAACACCACUGAACCCAGGACAGUUAGUAACUAUGUCAUAUGGAGGACAGUAUUCUCCAAGAUCACAACUCUCAGCCGACGCUUCUUAUACAGAUACCUGGACUUCACACGGGUAACCACAGGAACGUCCUCCCUGAGCCCUCGUUGGGAUAAGUGUGUAAACCAUGUAGAGAACUCUCUGGUGUACGCCACCGGGCGACUCUUCAUCAACACACACUUCCAGGAGGACAAGAAACACAUGAUGGAGGAGCUGAUAGAAGGAGUUCGCUGGGCGUUCAUCAACAUGCUGGAGAGACACAACUACUGGAUGGAUGGACGUACCAAGAAGAAAGCUAUAGAAAAGGCCCAGUCUGUCCUGGCUAAGGUUGGCUAUCCUGAGUUCAUACUGAAUGACACCUACAUCAACCAAGACAUAAAACAGCUAGUAUUCUCUGAGGACAACUACUUCGGUAAUGUGAUGCAGACACUGCGUUUCAUUGCCCAAUCAGAUCUCAGCUGGCUGAGGAGGACUGUCCCUCGUACUGAGUGGUUCACCAAUCCCACGACAGUCAACGCCUUCUACAGCUCCUCCACCAAUCAAAUCAGGUUCCCGGCAGGAGAGCUCCAGAAGCCCUUCUUUUGGGGGCGGGACUAUCCUCGGUCUCUUACCUAUGGAGCCAUAGGAGUGAUUGUAGGACAUGAACUAACACACGGCUUUGACAACAAUGGAAGGAAGUAUGAUAAGGAUGGUAACAUGGAGCAGUGGUGGAGCAACGCGUCAAUCACAGCCUUCACUGACAAGACCCAGUGUAUGAUCGACCAAUACAACAGCUAUCGCUGGGAGGAGGCUGGACUAAACGUGAGGGGGAAGAGGACCCUAGCAGAGAACAUUGCAGAUAAUGGCGGGAUCAGAGCAGCUUUCGAAGCCUACAGAAGGUGGAUAGAAGAGAGUAGAGGAGGAAUUGAGGAACCAUUGCUUCCAGGAGUUGGACUCAACAACAACCAACUGUUCUUUCUCAGCUACGCACACGUGCGCUGUAACUCCUACAGACCUGAAGCGGCAAGGGAUCAGGUUCAGAGUGGAGCCCACAGCCCCCCAAAGUACAGGGUUGUCGGGGCAAUGAGUAACUAUGAGGAGUUCCGCCAGGCGUUCAGUUGUCCUGAUUCAUCGGUUAUGAACCGAGGGGUGGAGUCCUGCCGUAUUUGGUAAAGUGUUCUACUGCUGAAUCCCACUGACGUUUCUCUCCCUCUCCCUCAACCUCUCCCUCUCUCCCUCUCCCUUUCCCUCUCCCUCUCCCUCUCCCUCUUCC
Messenger RNA from Coregonus clupeaformis (lake whitefish), 2475 nucleotides. It is a transcript of the gene phex, whose product is annotated as phosphate regulating endopeptidase homolog, X-linked. Bases 153 to 2375 code for a protein of 740 amino acids. Gene Ontology annotation, molecular function: metalloendopeptidase activity. The record is from RefSeq and is a predicted model, not a curated record. Gene Ontology annotation, cellular component: plasma membrane. Gene Ontology annotation, biological process: protein processing. NCBI's taxonomy places the organism in Eukaryota, Metazoa, Chordata, Actinopteri, Salmoniformes, Salmonidae. The transcript has 22 exons.